Molecule: messenger RNA, 597 nt
Organism: Selaginella moellendorffii
Lineage: Eukaryota; Viridiplantae; Streptophyta; Lycopodiopsida; Selaginellales; Selaginellaceae
Product: nuclear transcription factor Y subunit B-10
Exons: 1
Coding region: 139-483 (114 amino acids)
Biological process (GO): regulation of transcription by RNA polymerase II
Cellular component (GO): CCAAT-binding factor complex
Molecular function (GO): protein heterodimerization activity; RNA polymerase II cis-regulatory region sequence-specific DNA binding; DNA-binding transcription activator activity, RNA polymerase II-specific
Source: RefSeq, a predicted model, not a curated record
UGUUUAUGACAUGUAUGAAAUAGGUUAAAAAUCAAAAGGAAUUAAUUUGAUUCUGGAAUAUUUUUGGAGGCAAGGAAGUAUAGGAGAAGGGGGAGAUUUUCUUGGGAGAGAGGGGGGAGUUAUAGGAAAAAGGAGGAGAUGGAGGAGGGCAACAAGGACAAGGAUCGUCACUUGCCCAUCGCCAACAUCGGCAAGAUCAUGAAGCGCGUGCUGCCGGACAACUCCAAGAUGACCAAGGACGCCAAGGAUCUCGUCCAAGAGUGCGUGUCCGAGUUCAUCUGCUUCGUCACCGGCAUCGCCGCCGACCGCUGCACCAAGGAGAAGCGCAAGACCAUCAAUGGCGACGACAUCCUCAAGGCGCUCCAGCAAUUAGGGUUCGCGGAGCACGCCGAGAUCGUUCGCGUCUACUUCGAGCGCAAGGCCGCGCAGGAAGCUGCCGCUGCCGCUGCCGCCGCCGCCGGUGGCAAGGCCGCUACUCGCUAGGAUUUCUUCUUUUGCUUUUCUUUCUAGGCGCUCUCCUCCUCCAUUGCAAGGAGCUCUUGUAACACACACACACACACUUUUUUGACACAUAUAUACAUUCUUCUGAUCAAAAGC